AAGGAUACACUUAGCAGCCGCCUGCUGUCUACUGCCGUGCGAUGCAUUGGCGAGUGUGGCUUGACUGAGUGGCAGGUUGCGCGCCGGAGCGAAAUUGCAGUUUAGGCCAGUGCUGUGAUCGGUCUGCCUGGCGCACACAAUAUUGAGUGUAGGAAACAGUGGUAGGUUCUGCAUCUAGAAGCAACACUUUCCGGCAGGCGAUGGCUGUGGAAGUUAGGCCAUGCCCCAACGGGCCCCUGUACGUCGACGUCGACGGCUUGCGGCUCAACAAGCGCUUUUCGCCGACGGUAGUGCGUGAGGCCCUGCGUUACUGUGCUACGGCGUGCGACAAGUUCCUCUUGUCGUACCCAAAGUGCGGGACCCACUGGGCCCAGCAGAUUGCUUACCUCAUCGCCCAUCGUGGGGUUCCGCCCACCGACACUCUGCAGCUUCACAUGUACGGACCUUCGCUCGAGAAGUUCGGUGCCGAGACGCUGGCAGAACUUCCCAACAAAGGGUUCAUUCGCUCUCACCUGCCAUCCGACUUUGUCCCGAAGCAUCCGCAGGCCAAGUACAUCUACGUGUGCCGAAACCCAAAGGACGUCUGCGUGUCCUUCUUCUACCAUACGAAAGCACUGCCGGAGUGUGACUUUGGGAAUGGCAAGUUCGAUGACUUCUUCGAGAUUUUUCUUGAAGGCAAAACUGACUUCGGUGACUACUUUGAGCAUGUGCUGCCCUGGUACAAACGCCGUGGUGACGAUAACGUGCUGUUCCUAAACUACGAGGACAUGAAGAGCGACCCUAGAAAGCACGUGCUCGAGAUGGCUGCGUUCAUGGACAGGGACCGCUACGACGAGCUUCUGGAGAACGAAAGCAUGCUGGCAGAUGUCUUAAAGUUCAGCAGUUCCGAGUAUAUGAAAAAUCCACCUUCGGGUGGUCCCAGGACACAAGCGAAAAAUUGCAAUUCGGAGGCCCAUGUACCAAAGAUAAUGCGAGAGCUCUUUGAAACGCCCGGUUCAAUACGGCAGUUCAGCGACGUUGUUCGUUCUGGGCGCACGGGUGGUUGGAAGGAGCACUUUACGCCAGAUAUGAACGAAAGAAUAGAAAAGAAAAUACGUGAAAAGCUUUCGCAAACUGAUCUAGUUUCACUAUGGAGGCACUAUGGCAUUCUGUAACCAGUUUUACGUCUCUUUUUUCUGCUUUGUCUUCUGUGUAAACAAGGGAAUUUAUUCUUUCAGUAUAGUUAGUUCAGUUUUAUUUAUAAGUGAUAACGUUCAUUUGCAUAUUGAAGGAAAAUACCAAAGGCUUUCCCAAACUGAUUUAGUUUCAUUUUGAGGGAAUUAUAUGACAUUCUUUGAUGCAUUUCUGGGUCUUUUUUUUAUUUGGCCUUGUGUGUAAAUAAAUACUGAAUCGUUCGUAUGUUUUAUUUUCGUUUGCUUGCAUUUACUUACCACCGUGCUACUUUCCCAAUAUUUUCGCAAUAUCAAUAGCAAUAACGUGUUCUAUUCGGACACCUUUGUUUCUUGCGAAAUCGCUUGUUCCUGAAUAACAAGUUGAUUCCAGCAACUUCGAGGAUAGCUUGAGCUGAUAUUGAAAGACUAUAGUUU
This is a messenger RNA of Dermacentor silvarum, 1586 nucleotides long. RefSeq names its product sulfotransferase ssu-1-like. NCBI's taxonomy places the organism in Eukaryota, Metazoa, Arthropoda, Arachnida, Ixodida, Ixodidae. The record is from RefSeq and is a predicted model, not a curated record. Gene Ontology annotation, cellular component: cytoplasm. Gene Ontology annotation, molecular function: sulfotransferase activity. Bases 201 to 1154 code for a protein of 317 amino acids. Gene Ontology annotation, biological process: sulfation. The transcript is spliced from 2 exons.